AUGGGUCCCGGCGUUUUGUCCCAGGAUCUCGAGGCUUGCCGAAUGUCCAACGAGGCUCCGAAAGACGAUGAGGUUGUGGCCCGAGUUAGGGCGGCCGUUGCUGGCGACUUCCAGCCAGAGCACGGACUGAUCGACGCUCGAUCCUCGAGGCCUCCAAUAAAGCAGGACGAAGUGGAUCGUGACAGGCGGCGACAGUCCGCAGAAAAGCAGAAGUCCACAGUGGACUUGAAAAAGAAGAAGGAAAAGAAGAGGAACCUCGAUCGUCAAGCGCUGGAGACGCAUCGGGCGAUGUCCAGGCAGAGGUGGGAGCCAGAGGAAGAAUCCCCCGACGAGGACGAUGGCGGCGAUGGCGGUGACGACAGCGAUGAUUCCGAGGGAAUGGCGUCCCGUCUCGACCGGAUCCUCGAGGGCCCUCACCCGACCAUCGUCGACGUCCCGCGGACGGAAGCCCCAAAGGGGGCGCCAAGCGGGCCUCGCGAAAGCCAGCAGAGGCAGCCGUCCCCACGUCGUUCCCGCGCCGACACUCCUCCAGAGCCCGCGCCAGGUCGGACCGUCCCCUGCCCCCAACCUCCUCCCGCGUCUAAGGUAGGCCACCGAGUUAAGUCCCUGAUGAUGGGGCCGCUGACUCGUGGUCACGCCGUGGCCUCGAGCAAGGGAGGAACGGAUCGUAGGAGCGCCAGUCUAGGCGCCGGCCAGGCGGGAGAUGCCGAGCUGAGACCGGCGCCCGCUCGCGAGGGGCCCGGAGCCUCGACGCGGGGUGGCUCGAAGCCUGCUGGUCGAGGGACCGGCUCCUCCGACCCCCGGUCGUCGACUGGUGUCGAGGGCGCUCUGCCCCGUCCAUUGGUGGGGGAGUCUGCUCCACCGUCACAGAAAAGGAUCGAGGCGCCUCGUCCUCAAGAACAGGAGGGAGCCCCCGAGCCUCCACGCUCUAGGGUCGAGGAGGAUCCUAUCACAAUAAGUGACGGGUCCGGUGGCGACGGGCCUUUGAAGGACGCCCGCCCCAUGUACGAGGAGGUCGAGGCCCCUCCUACCACGAAGCAGACGCCUUGGCCCAUCGGGCUCCAUUCUGUCGAGGAGCGGAGGAAGAAGGAGGAGGAGGAGCACGAGCAGGAGACGCGGCAACAGCUGCGUGAGGGACGGCAGCAGCCGUAG
Messenger RNA from Sorghum bicolor (sorghum), 1152 nucleotides. RefSeq names its product translation initiation factor IF-2-like. Bases 1 to 1152 code for a protein of 383 amino acids. The transcript is spliced from 3 exons. The record is from RefSeq and is a predicted model, not a curated record. Lineage: Eukaryota; Viridiplantae; Streptophyta; Magnoliopsida; Poales; Poaceae.